CGCGCGACGCGCGGAAAGAGUUCGCGCAACGAUCGCGGGGUCGGCGGGCGGGGCGAGGCCCUGGACGGCGGCGGUGGCGGUCCUGCUCCGUCCCUUUCCCAGACCGAGAGCCGCUCCGGCAUCAUGUCAGCUUACCCUAAAAGCUACAAUCCGUUCGACGACGACGGGGAGGACGAAGGCGCCCGGCCGGCCCCUUGGAGGGACGCCCGGGACCUCCCCGACGAGCCCGACGCGCCAGCGGACAGGCAGCAGUACUUGCGGCAGGAGGUGCUCCGCAGGGCUGAGGCCACGGCCGCCAGCACCAGCAGGUCCCUGGCCCUCAUGUACGAGUCCGAGAAGGUUGGGGUCGCCUCUUCCGAGGAGCUCGUCCGUCAGCGAGGAGUCCUGGAGCGCACAGAGAAGAUGGUGGACAAGAUGGACCAAGAUUUGAAGAUCAGCCAGAAACACAUCAAUAGCAUUAAGAGCAUGUUUGGGGGGCUCGUCAAUUACUUCAAAUCCAAACCAGCAGAGACCCCACCUGAACAGAAUGGCACCCUCGCCUCCCAGCCCAACAGCAGAUUGAAAGAAGCCAUAAGUACAAGUAAAGAACAGGAAGCAAAGUACCAGGCCAGCCACCCAAACCUUAGAAAGCUGGAUGAUACAGACCCUGUCCCCAAAGGGGCUGGUUCUGCUGUGAGUACCGAUGCUUACCCAAAGAACCCACACCUUCGAGCCUAUCACCAGAAGAUCGACAGCAACCUAGGUAAGACUGAGCGCCACACCAGCUUUUGUAAGCCACUGUUCCUUCAGGCAGCUCACGCCAAGCAUAGCCCCUACAUGAGGACCCUCCAGCUUCAGCUCCCUCCCCACACAUCGCAUCCCACACCAAGCCGGGUCCAUCUUGCCACCUCACUGUCUCUGGAAUCUCUCCACUUCUCACCAUUUCCUACUUCCAGCCCAACCGAGCCCUCCCCACCUCUCACUUUCAUGAACAGCACGAGGGACCCAGGAGUCCCUGAGAGGCGAUAAAGUGGAGCCUGGACGUGACUGCUCACUCCAUCCUUCCCACCUGGCCACUCAGAGCCCUGUUUUCCUCCUUGUGAAACGGGCUGCCUCUGAGAACAGUGGGAAGGUUACCUGAGCCAGAAAGUGCUUGGGAUGGAAUUAGCGCUCAUGUUGCAAUUGGCACUUUGGCCACACAGCCUCCAGCAUGAUGUUUCAAAGCAGAAGGGUGUGCAGGGGGCCAGGCGCAGUGGCUCA
Messenger RNA from Piliocolobus tephrosceles (Ugandan red Colobus), 1239 nucleotides. RefSeq names its product synaptosome associated protein 29 (gene SNAP29). Gene Ontology annotation, biological process: exocytosis; synaptic vesicle priming; synaptic vesicle fusion to presynaptic active zone membrane. The transcript has 4 exons. The coding region runs from base 124 to 1008 and encodes 294 amino acids. The record is from RefSeq and is a predicted model, not a curated record. Gene Ontology annotation, molecular function: SNAP receptor activity; syntaxin binding. Lineage: Eukaryota; Metazoa; Chordata; Mammalia; Primates; Cercopithecidae. Gene Ontology annotation, cellular component: plasma membrane; SNARE complex.